Messenger RNA from Capronia coronata CBS 617.96, 387 nucleotides. RefSeq lists its product as uncharacterized. NCBI's taxonomy places the organism in Eukaryota, Fungi, Ascomycota, Eurotiomycetes, Chaetothyriales, Herpotrichiellaceae. The transcript is spliced from 3 exons. Gene Ontology annotation, biological process: translation. Bases 1 to 387 code for a protein of 128 amino acids. Gene Ontology annotation, cellular component: ribosome; mitochondrial large ribosomal subunit. Gene Ontology annotation, molecular function: large ribosomal subunit rRNA binding; structural constituent of ribosome. The record is from RefSeq and is a predicted model, not a curated record.
AUGCUUAAUUGCAUCGAUAACUCCGGAGCGGCCAUUGUCGAGUGCGUUGCGGUGAUGAGAAAGAAGACACGACAUGCAUCAAUAGGGGACAGAAUAAUCGUCGUCGUCCAAAAGCAAAGAUCUUUCGGCCCCGAAAAUGCUGGCGGCUCAAGCGUGGGCAUUGCGAACAAAGUGCGGAGAGGUGAUAUCAGGCACGCCGUGGUGGUACGGGCAAAAAAGGAAGUGCAAAGAAAAGAUGGCAGUCUGAUCCGGUUUGACGACAACGCCUGUGUGCUCAUCAACAAGAAUGGCGACCCUAUCGGCACAAGAUUAUCCAGCAUUGUGGGAUCCGAGUUACGGGACAAAAAGUGGUCGAAGAUUUUGUCUCUGGCGCCCAUGCAUGUAUGA